AUGGCGACACAAGUCUCAAAACAAGAUAUCAAUGCAGCAUUCGGAGCCGAAGUUGAAGGAAACGUGGCCACUUUUGGCCACAUUCCCGGUAUGAUGGCCACAAAAACCCUUUCAAUCCGUGACGCUUGGAUCGUGGAUAGUGGGUGUGCUCAGCACGUCUGUAACAAUGCCUCGAGAUUCGUGAAGAUGGACAAGUAUGAUGGCCCACCGUUGAGAAGCGUCGAUACCUCAACGGCCCCUUCCGGUAUAGGAAUUGCAAAUGUCCUGUGCAAUGUACGAGGAAGAAAGAAAUGGCUUGUAUUAGAUGAUGUUCUGUUCGUCCCAACUGCGCAUGCGAAUCUCAUAUCUGUGCUGCAACUUCUCAAUCGAGGAGCAAAGAUCGAUUUCUCAAGCAAUGGCGCCAUUAUUCGAAAUAAAUCAGAUGGGAAAAAUCUGUUCACCGCGAGCCAAUAUCAUGGAGUCUACGCACUCGACUUAUGGGCCAAGCCUGCUUUUCCAGCCUACCAUGUCAGCCCGCAAUCGGCACUCUGGCACAAUAGGCUCGCUCACAUGAGCGGUGCGAAUAUACAACGACUCAAAAAGCAAGCUCACGGCAUUCGGAAUGAUACGCCACGCCAACCUUGCAACCCAUGCCUCCAGGGAAGAAUGAUUGAAACCCCACAUCGCCGUUCAGAAGCAGGCAAAAGAGCCAAAUACGCCAUGGAGCUCCUGCAUAUCGAUGUUGCAGGACCGUUUGAGGAGGGCCUUGAUGGCAGCCGCUACUGGCUGACGAUUGUUGAUGACUGUACUGGAUGGGUUGAGAUCGUUCCCAUACCACGACGGCAAGAAUACGUCGUUGAGUCCUUGCGGUACUUCCUCGACCACAACGAGCGCCCUGAGCGCAAAUGCAGGCGGAUUCGUCUUGACCGGAUCCCGGAACAAGUGGGAGAAGAAAUGAAAUUUACCCUCUUCUCAAGGGCAAUCCAAGCCGAAGUCACGGGCACCAGAGAAGACGUGGGAGCCAAACAGCAGAGCUUUCCUGUGGCAACGGCUGCUGCCGCAGGGGGAGUGAGACGGUGGGACUAA
This is a messenger RNA of Penicillium canescens, 1065 nucleotides long. RefSeq lists its product as uncharacterized. The coding region runs from base 1 to 1065 and encodes 354 amino acids. The transcript has 2 exons. NCBI's taxonomy places the organism in Eukaryota, Fungi, Ascomycota, Eurotiomycetes, Eurotiales, Aspergillaceae. Gene Ontology annotation, molecular function: nucleic acid binding. The record is from RefSeq and is a predicted model, not a curated record.